Cynoglossus semilaevis (tongue sole) is the source of this 3301-nucleotide messenger RNA. It is a transcript of the gene rtf1, whose product is annotated as RTF1 homolog, Paf1/RNA polymerase II complex component. Gene Ontology annotation, cellular component: Cdc73/Paf1 complex. The coding region runs from base 259 to 2292 and encodes 677 amino acids. The transcript has 19 exons. The record is from RefSeq and is a predicted model, not a curated record. NCBI's taxonomy places the organism in Eukaryota, Metazoa, Chordata, Actinopteri, Pleuronectiformes, Cynoglossidae. Gene Ontology annotation, molecular function: RNA polymerase II C-terminal domain phosphoserine binding; DNA binding.
GCCAUAAAGGCGCGAUUUAGCGACAUCUAGCAGUAAAGCAUUACAUUGGAAUUGGAAGGUUUAUUUCGAAUGUGGUUGGAGAACUUGCAGUAGUAAUACAUGUUAAAUCAGUAGUCAAAAGCCUAUGAGCCGCGCAUGCUCAGGGCGCCACAGAAAAAAAACAGAGCGAGAAAACAAGCUAACGUAGCAAGCGGCUAAUUCAAGCUGCAUCAGUGAGACGACACAGAGGAGGCUAACAACUUAGCCACGCAGCUAAACAUGGUGAAUGUAAAGAAACGGAAAGGACGAGUCGUUAUCGACUCGGACUCUGAAGACAGUGCUAGCGAUGAUAACUUAGACCAGGAGCUUUUGUCGCUGGCGAAGAGGAAGAGGGUCGAUUCAGGUGAGCAGGAGGAGCCGGUGAGCAAACCUGCUGCAUCUACUGACUCUGAAACAUCAGACAGCGAUGAUGAGUGGACUGUGGGUGGCACCAAAGUUAAAAAGAAGGUGAAACCAGGGAAAGGCUCAGAGAAGAAGAACACCACGAAGAAGAAAGUUAAUAAAACAGCGUCAGGCAGCUCUGAUGGAGACAGCUCAGCCGAGAGCUCAGCACCCGAGGAAGGGGAGGUCUCCGACUCGGAGAGCAACAGUUCGUCCUCCAGCUCGGACUCGGACUCCUCCGAGGACGAAGUGUUCAAAGAUGGCUACGAUGACGACUUGAUGGGAGACGCUGAGGACAGGGCUCGUCUGGAGCAGAUGACAGAGAAGGAGAGGGAGCAGGAGCUGUUCAACAGAAUUGAGAAAAGAGAGGUGUUAAAGAGACGGUUUGAAAUCAAGAAGAAACUGAAAACGGCAAAGAAGAAGGAGAAAGAGGAGAAAAAGAAGAAGCAAGAGGAAGAGCAAGAAAAACGGAAACAAUCUCAGGUUCAAGACACACAAGCGGUCACAUCACACAACAAAGAGAGACGAUCCAAACGUGAUGAAAAACUUGACAAAAAGUCUCAGGCCAUGGAAGAACUCAAAGCUGAGCGUGAGAAGAAGAAGAACAAAACAGCUGAGCUACUGGCCAAACGUCUGCCUCUGAAAACCAGUGAAGUUUACUCGGACGACGAGGAGGAAGAGGAGGAAGACGACGACAAGUCGUCGGUCAAAAGUGAUCGGAGUUCGCGGUCGUCAUCGUACGAUGAAGACGAAAAAGAGGAGACUCCACCAAAGUCACAACCAGUUUCAUUACCAGAGGAACUGAACAGGGUCCGUCUGUCCAGAAACAAGUUGGAGCGCUGGUGUCACAUGCCCUUCUUUGCAAAGACCGUAACUGGCUGCUUUGUGAGGAUAGGGAUCGGGAACAGCAGUAGUAAACCAGUUUACAGGGUUGCUGAAAUUAUGGACGUGGUGGAGACAGCCAAAGUUUACCAACUCGGGUCAACACGAACAAACAAGGGAUUACAAUUAAGGCAUGGGGGCGACACACGGGUAUUCAGGCUGGAAUUUGUAUCGAAUCAGGAAUUUACAGAAAGCGAGUUCAUGAAGUGGAAAGAAGCCAUGAUGGUUGCAGGGAUGCAAGUCCCGACUUUGGAUGAAGUCACAAAAAAAGAACUGUCCAUCAAAGAAGCUCUGAACUACAAGUUUAAUGACAAAGACAUAGAAGACAUCGUUAAAGAAAAGGACCGGUUCAGAAAAGCACCACCAAAUUAUGCCAUGAAAAAGACGCAGCUCCUCAAAGAUAAGGCGAUGGCGGAAGAGAACGGAGACGGCGAUCGAGUGAAAGUGAUCCAGGAUGAGCUGAACGAGCUGGAGGAACGAGCGGAGGCACUGGACAGACAGAGGACCAAGAACAUCUCUGCCAUCAGCUACAUUAACCAGAGAAACAGAAGCUGGAAUAUUGUUGAGUCAGAGAAAGCUCUUGUGGCUGAAGGACAAAACACCAAAAACCAGCAGAUGGACCCCUUCACGAGGAGACAGUGUAAACCCACCAUGGUGACAAAUGCCCGAGACCCUUCUGUCCACGCAGCUAUUCUCGCUCAUCUCAACCAGAAAUACGGCUCUGGGUCAGGAGCAGCAGAUCCUGCCAGUGCAGAGAAGAACAAAUUGGGACAACCACCACAGAAAGACAAAGACGUCCCCAAGCCAACCACUGACCUCUCAGAAGACUUGUUUAAAGUCCACGACUUUGACGUCAAGAUCGACCUACAGGUUCCUAAUGCUGAGGCAAAGUCCCUGUCAGUGAGCUCUAAUGCACUGCCGGUGAAGGACGGCGCCCCCCGCAGGUCACUCAACCUGGAAGACUACAAGAAAAGAAGGGGCUUGAUCUAAUGUGGCCAGUUCAUCCAGAAACCACUUUGCAUGUGUAACUGGUUGAAUGACUGAGUAAGAAUGAAAGUGUGAGUGUGUGUGUGUGUGUGUAUAAGAAAGAGUGAGAGGGUUAGACUUGAGUGUGUGUCUAAGUAUGUGUGUGUGUGUGUGUGUGUGUAAGAAAGUGAGAGAGUUAGACUUGUGUGUGUGUGUGUGUGUGUGUGUGUGUAAGAAAGUGAGAGCGUUAGACUUGUGUGUGUGUGUAAGAAAGAGUGAGAGAGUUAGACUUGAGUCUGUGUAAGAAUCCAACAGAAUGUCUAUCAGAGGAACUUAAUGAAAUAAGGCAAAUGUUUUUUCAAAGGAUCUCUCAGAUGACAGUUUUGUGUUCAGUUAUUUUUCUGUUAUCACACAGAAAGCUUACAUGAGGUUAUGUGUGUGUGUUUUUUUUAAUGUAUUUAAGUCCGUCUCCUCCCUUCCCCCCCUCUCUGUCUCUCUUCUACCAAGAGGUGACAUUUGUGGAUAACGACUUUGAACAAAGAGGACACUAUUUUAGACGAUUUAGAUUGUUAAGACAUUUGACAUGACAGGACUGGACAUUUAUUGAAUUAAUUAGUCUAAUAAAAUGUCCUACUUUUCCCUUCAUUUUAAUAAAACUUGUGAUCAUCUGCCCCCUGGAGUCUAUCCUUAGUUUGAACCUAUCUUCAUACUUUUGCAGAGCGCAGAUGAUCACAAUCACAUUCACAUGACAGCGCAGUUCACCUGGAUAUGUCCAACUUUUUAAGUCUCGGAAACAAUCCAUUUUAUGAAGAACCCUUUUCUAUGACUGUCCUUGGUUAUAAAAGUGAUUCUUCAUUUCUUUUCUCUCUUGGUUGGUUGCUCACAGGGAAAACACCUGGCUCAUCAUACCAAGAGCAGAUUGUACGUGUUAUUCAAUUGUGUCCAUAGUCACUUUCUGUAUUGAUGUGGCAUGCCAUGUAAAUAUGCAUUUUGAAGUGAGUGCAGAAAAAAUAAAGAGGCACUGUUUUAAUAA